This is a messenger RNA of Diospyros lotus (date-plum), 1135 nucleotides long. RefSeq names its product protein LIGHT-DEPENDENT SHORT HYPOCOTYLS 1. The transcript is spliced from 2 exons. Gene Ontology annotation, cellular component: nucleus. Gene Ontology annotation, biological process: mRNA transcription; response to light stimulus. Lineage: Eukaryota; Viridiplantae; Streptophyta; Magnoliopsida; Ericales; Ebenaceae. The record is from RefSeq and is a predicted model, not a curated record. The coding region runs from base 265 to 870 and encodes 201 amino acids.
UAAAAGUAACAGUUUUGUAACUAACUAUAAAGUAUAAUUAUUAAAUCAAUUUACUAUAUAUUCAUAAUUAGGGCAUUUAUUAUUCUAUUCUAUUCUAUUCUGUAUAAAGAUCUACAAAACAUUUCACUCUCUCUCUCCCCGCACAGUUUAUAGCACCUGCAGGUGAACUCUCAAACAACUGAUUCAGCUCUCUCUCUCUCUCUGUGAGGAAGAAGCAAAGACUAUUAUUGCCAUAGAAGAUCUGAAAGACAAUUAGCUGCUGCCAUGGAUUUUGUUGCCGUACCAAGCAAUAUCAUUAGCAGCACUAGUACUACUACUGCAACUAUUAUAGGCACCGGUACCAACUACUCAACUACUACUACUACUUCAUCACCAUCAUCAAUGCCGGCACCUGCACCAGCUUCAGCUCCAAGCAGCAGCCGCUAUGAGAACCAGAAGCGCCGAGACUGGAACACCUUCUGCCACUACCUCAGGAACUACCGCCCGGCACCGCUGCCACUCUCCCGCUGCACCUCCGCCCACGUCCUCGAAUUCCUCCGCUACCUCGACCAGUUUGGCAAGACCAAGGUUCACCAGCAGGCCUGCGCUUUCUUUGGAGUGCUUAAGCCGCCGGGGCCCUGCCCUUGUCCUCUCCGGCAGGCCUGGGGAAGCCUGGACGCUCUCAUCGGCCGCCUUCGAGCAGCCUACGAGGAGCACGGGGGCAACUGCAAGCCAGAAGUAAACCCUUUCGCUGCAAGACCAGUGAGGAUCUUCUUACGCGAGGUUCGCGAUUUUCAGGCCAAAUCCAGAGGAAUAAGCUACGACAAGAAGAGGAUCAGAAUGCAGAAGCGGCCCAAGCAGCAGAAGGUCGCAUCCAUCGAUCCGUCCUAGCUAGCCGCUACUAGCUGCAACGCCCUCUCCUUCCUUCAAACCUAGCUAGCUACCAUCCAAAUCCAUAUAUAUCCAUCCACCGAAACAGAUGAUGAUCAUGAAGCCCUAGCUCGUUGCGUAAGUUUUUAGGGUUUAUAAAUUUAAUUUGGUUACACUAUAAUCAUAUAUAUAUAUAUAAUCGCAAUUAUGAAAAUGAAUAAAUGUUUCUACAUAAUUAACCGAGUUAAUUAUACAUAUCAUAUCAAUCAUCCCAUCUUCUUCUUCU